Messenger RNA from Phycodurus eques (leafy seadragon), 2482 nucleotides. It is a transcript of the gene zfand5a, whose product is annotated as zinc finger, AN1-type domain 5a. Bases 278 to 904 code for a protein of 208 amino acids. Lineage: Eukaryota; Metazoa; Chordata; Actinopteri; Syngnathiformes; Syngnathidae. The record is from RefSeq and is a predicted model, not a curated record. Gene Ontology annotation, molecular function: DNA binding; zinc ion binding. The transcript has 6 exons.
CUAAAGAAGGAAACAAACAUCCACCCAGUAAGAGCUGGAGAAGAGAUCGCCACAAAGAACGCGCAGGAAGGAGGGCGACGAACGGAGAGCGUAACCCAUCCGAAGCGGCUUUAAAACGGACAAGCACGCCGCAUUAAGACCAGAGAAGGACGAGCACCAGGAAUUGACAAAUCCUCCAUCUUUUUUUUUUUUUUUUGUGUGUGCCAUAAACGUCAGGUUGUUUUUCUUUUUUUUUUUCCACGUCGCCUCGCGAGACAGUCGUCGACUUUCAUCAGCAAUGGCCCAAGAGACGAACCAGAGCCCGGUGCCCAUGUUAUGUGCCACAGGCUGUGGUUUCUAUGGCAACCCGAGAACCAAUGGUAUGUGUUCUGUAUGCUACAAGGAGCAUCUGACACGGCAGCAGAGCAGCGACCGGAUGAGCCCCCUCAGCCCUAUGGGCUCAACAUCUAGUCCUACCUCAGAGGCCUCCGCAAUCCAGAGACUAGAAGCCAGUCUAGCAAAGGUUGAUGCCUCCCCUGCCUCCUCGCCAGACAUGUCUAGAACUAUUCAAGGGUCUCUUCCUGUGACUCAACAAAUGACAGAAAUGAGCAUCUCGAGAGAGGACAAGCCUGAAUCCCUCGAACCUGUUGUAAACCAGCCAGCUGCCUCUAGCCCAACUCCUUUAGCUUCUUCCAGCAGUGACGAUAGCAAGGAUGACUCGUCCAAGCCAAAGAAGAACCGAUGCUUUAUGUGCCGCAAGCGGGUGGGCCUUACAGGAUUUGACUGUCGCUGUGGAAACCUCUUCUGCGGUAUCCACCGGUACUCUGACAAGCACAACUGCCCCUACGACUACAAGGCCGAGGCGGCCGCCAAGAUCCGUAAGGAGAACCCCGUGGUGGUGGCUGACAAGAUCCAGAGAAUAUAGAUCUCGCGAGGCAAACGAUGCAAGUGGCAGUGAUGAAGAUGACACUUUUUUGAAAAAAGACUGCAGUGUUUAACCUUUGGAAUUGAGCACUGGCAUUUGUGGCCAAGUGAGGAUGGAAAGGACUUGAUUUACAAAAAUUAAAACCUCAAGAAGACAUUUGGGGGGAAAAAAAAAAUCAUGUCUGAAGGAGAUGCAUGAAUGAUCACCUUGCUUCCCUUUUGAUUAAUCCAUUUGUUAGUUUUAUCUUAUUUUCUGUGGUGUGAUUUUUCUUCCUAAGAAUACAUAUUGUCUUAUAAAGAGCAGCCCAGAGUAAAUGUCUGAGACAAGCUGCACUCCUCUCACCGUAACCAGGCAUACAGUGCCAAACUGUAGACCGCCAUUCUUGCUCAGACCCUGUCAUGCGUCAGAAACCAAGUCCAAGUCAAGAAUUGAGACCACGUUGCAUGAGCGUACAACUGUCCCCCAAAAUGUUGCACAAGGGGUUCUGUUACUUUGUCUCUGUCUUUCCCGGCUUUACCUACCUCACAGCUGCUCUGGUCUCCUCGUUGUCUUCUUUUUCUCUCUCUCUUUUUUUUUUUUUUUUUUCCUCCCCUUCUUUCUCUUUGUGCUCAUCCACUGUGACCCCAGCAGAGCAGCAUGUCACCGCUCAUCCGCCUCAGUGACCCCUCUGAUCAGCAUUCUUAUGUUGACUGAUUGGUUUGAUUGUGAUGAGGCUCAUUCUCGUUUAAUUCUGGAGGUAUAGUGCAGGACAGGGACAAAUAGACUCCACGUUUCACUAAAUUUCAGCCCUAGCAGUUGGCAUUCUUGGAAAACGAGCUUGCGCGUGAGUGACAGGCUGGAAGGAUGGAGGCCUCACAGCUCAAUAUUGGCUACAAAGUUGAAUGAAUGGGAUUUAUGCAUGGGUUUCUCUUCCUCUACAGGAGCGUUUCCAGUAAAAUGGGCUCAGUCUGGUUGGGUUGCAGGCAUUUGUACUUGCUCAGACAAUUGUUUUAUUAGCUUUUUUUCCCCCCCACCCCUUUCGCAUCAAUUGUGUUUUGAUGUCGGCGCAUGUCUUCAGUGCAUAUGUGCAGUUAGGAUAUGUGACCCAUGAUUUUGUCUUUGGUUUUUAUUAAUUUUAAGUGCGCUAACAAAACGUUCAUAUGAGCACUGUGUGUGUCUGUGGAGAAACAAGGUUUAUCAGCACAUGUUUACAGAAAACUACAGGAGCAUGCCAGAGGUAGAUUUAAAUAAAAUGAAAUAUACUAGACCACCACAAUUACAUGUAGCGUGUGUGCUUGCGUGCAUGUUUGUGUGUGUCUGCAAAGUGUGUUUUCAUGGCUGCCUGACACAUUGUAUGUAUGUGACUUGUGUUAAUCUCCUAGUGUGUUUUUCAUUUAAGACAACUAUGUAUCCGUUUGAUUUCCACCCCCACCCCCCCCCCCCACCCCGAGUCUGUCUGAUUCUUAGUUAUAUGCAAAUUUGUACAAAAAUUAAAAAAACAACAACAAACUGUUGAUAUUUAUGUAUUGCAUAUAAUCCUGCUAUCCAGCAUUACCACAGAAUAGUAUCAUGUAAAUAAAACUGUACAGAGAGACAUUA